GUGCAGGCGGGCGGGCAGCUGCGGCGGGGGUGGGGGUAGAGCCAGGUGCGAGGGGAGCAGAGGGGAGCCCGGCCCGGCGGAGCCGAUCCCUGCCCGCGCCCCGGCCCCCGCCUCCGCCAGCGCCGGAGGGAAAAUGGAGGCGUCGAGCGGGCGCUGAGAGGGGCCGGGGCUAGGGCCAGGCCGCGGCCGCCCCGCCCCGCCCCGCCCGGCCUGGCCCGGCCCGGCCCCGGCGUGCGGGCAGGGGCAGGGGGAUCGGGAUGGCGAUGGGGCUGGGGCAGGGGCGGGCGCUGGGCCCGGCGGCCCGCUAGCCCCGCCGCAUGGACUGCGCCGUCCGCCCGGCCCCGCGCGCCCGGCCCCCGCCCGCCCAUGGCGCCGCCGGGCGGUGGCGGUAGCGGUAGCGGCGGGGGCCCGGAGCCGCAGCGGGCCGGGGCCGGGCCCGGGGCCGGGCGCUGAGGCCGCCCCACCAUGAGCAUGCGGUCCACCGUGUUCAAGGCGGCGGCGGCGCUGAGCGCGGAGCGGCCGGACUACGAGCGGCCGGCGCUGGCGCUGGAGCCGGGCCCCGCCGACGCGGACGAGGAGCCGGAGGCCGAGGGCGCCCCCCCACCCGGCCGCAAGCCGAAGGAGCCUCCCCCGCCGCCGCCGCCGGGGGGGGCGCACAAGGCCCGCGGCGGCGGGAUCCCGGCGGCGGCGGGUGCGCCGGGGCAGGAGGAGAGCUGGGGCGGGCUGGUGCCGCUGCCCUGCCCGCCGGCCGGCAGCAAGCAGGCGGGCGUGGGGGAUGCCGGCAGCGGCCGGCCCAAGGCCCAGGCCGUGUUGCCCGGGCACAGCGCCUCGCAGGUGGCCGCCAAGGACAAGGGCUGCGCGGCUGCCCCCGCCCCGCCGGCCCCGGCCCCGGAGCCGGGCCCGCUGCUCCUGCUGCAGCCCCCGCCGCCGCCGCCCCCGGCAGCGCCCGCUGCCGCCGCCGCCUCGGACGGCAAGUGGAAGAGCAGUGCGCGGAAGAGCGCCAUGGGCGCCGGCGGGGGCUCGGGCCAGGCCGCCUGCCUCAAGCAGAUCCUCCUGCUCCAGCUCGACCUCAUCGAGCAGCAGCAGCAGCAGCUGCAGGCCAAGGAGAAGGAGAUCGAGGAGCUCAAGGCCGAGAGGGACACGCUCCUGGCUCGAAUUGAGCGCAUGGAAAGGAGGAUGCAGCUGGUGAAGAAAGAUAACGAGAGAGAGAAACACAGGAUUUUUCAAGGGUAUGAAACAGAAGAGAAGGCUGAGUCGGAAGCAUCUGACAGAUUACAGAUUGAGUGCCAGCAGGAUCUCCUGGAGACUUCCCAGACCCUGCCUCCCAAACACUUCUCGUAUGGAAGAAAUGGAAAGGGACAUAAAAGGAAGUCGGCAUUUGGAAGUGCAGAGAGGAAAACUCCAGUUAAAAAGCUGGUGACUGAAUUUUCAAAAGUCAAAAGCAAAACUUUGAAGCACUCUCCAAUGAAAGAGGAGUCAAGUAGCUCUUUACCUGAAACUGUUUGCAAACGUGAACUGAGGAGCCAAGAGACUCCAGAAAAAACCCGAUCUCUAGUGGACACUCCACUAAAACCAUCCACCCCCUUGCGAGGUCCCAGUGCCCAUCCCAAGGAUAAAAGUUUUUCCAGCGAUAUAGAAGAUCUGCCAUACCUCUCAACCACAGAAAUGUAUUUGUGUCGUUGGCAUCAGCCUCCCCCAUCACCAUUGCCGUUACGAGAGCCCUCCCCAAAGAAGGAGGAGACUGUAGCAAUUCCUUCUUGGAGGGACCAUGUUGUAGAGCCCUUGAGAGACCCAAACCCUUCAGAUCUCUUGGAGAAUCUAGAUGACAGUGUAUUUUCCAAAAGGCACGCAAAACUGGAGCUGGAUGAGAAGAGGAGGAAAAGAUGGGAUAUCCAGAGGAUCAGGGAACAAAGAAUUCUACAGCGACUGCAGCUCAGAAUGUAUAAAAGGAAAGGAAUUCAGGAAUCUGAGCCUGAAGUUACCUCAUUUUUCCCUGAGCCAGAUGAUGUGGAAAGCUUGCUGAUUACCCCCUACUUGCCUGUUGUAGCAUUUGGCCGACCAUUACCAAAACUAACCCCACAAAACUUUGAGCUGCCCUGGCUGGAUGAACGAAGCCGUUGUCGGCUGGAUACGCAAAAGAAGCAGACGCCUCACCGAACGUGCAGAAAAUAACUGCGUGGACAAGAGAGCUUUGCAUUGCAAUGGGUGUAGCAGGCCAUUUGUAACAAGUGGCCAGGAACUUUAUAUGUUGUUCAGUCACAUGACUCUUUGCCCUCAUGUAUAUUCUUGUUUGCUGAUUCCUACCCCCUAUGCCUCUCCUUCUGGUUUUUUUGUUUUGCUUUCAUUCUACAAAAAAACUCUUUACCUAGCUAAUUAACUGUGGCUUUAUUCUUUUAGUUUGUUUGUUCUCUCUUUCCUUGGUAGCAAGCUCUCAAGCUUUUACGCUGAAGCAGUAAGGCUGGAAGCUCAAGUGGCAUCUUUUUGCUGCUUGUGAAAGCUUUUUUUCUAGCUGCUGUGGCCACUACCGUUUUGUAAGAGGCCUUGUGAAGGUAGGUGAGCCUAAAAAACAAAACAGAAGGCCUGGCUUGACAGCUGGCCCACCUGUAAGUUCUCCUCAUGGUCAUUGCCUACCUGUUGGCUCAGCAAGUGGUGCCCAUUACUCCUGCAGCUGCCUUUUUUUUAUGACAUACAGCUUGGAAGCUUAAGGUUUUAGAGUGAAGGGAACUCAUAAGCCCAAAUCUUGCAUGGUGAGAACUUGCAGAUGGGGACCAACCUUAAGGUACAGCAGGCCAAGUUAGGCCAAUUCCCUUCACACUGUCACUCCAAAACAAAAACCAGUCUGAGGAAAGUUGGCUUGGUUGCAACUUCCUCUUGCCUGACAGAUCAGGCUUCUAUUAUUGUGCCUGUGUUGUGCGCUUUUUUUUUUUUUUUUUUGCUGCUGUUCUCUUUGUUUUGCGGGGAGGGGAGAGCAUAAAACCAACUUCAUUAAUGCCCAUUAAUCCUGAGGGAAGAUGGCAGAUCAUCAUAAACAACCUGUACCACUGCGACGGUGUGGCUGGACUAAGAACUGUGUCGCACUGCUGCCAUGAGACACACAGUUAGUUACCUUUGUCAAAAAUCGGUUAGCAUAUUCCUUAGUGAGACCCUCCUAGCUGGGUUACCAGUGUGAAAAUGCUUCUACAGACUUUUUUGCCAGCAAAUGUCAUUUUUUUUCUAUAUAAGAGGGUUGGGGCUGGGGGUUUGUAAGCCUUUUUUGUGAAAAUAGAAUUCUAUACGCACAAUUUCGGUUCAUUUUUAUUUAAAUGUUUAAGGACAGCGCUGCCUGGCAAUUUGUGUAUUUUGUAAGAAGCUUGGAUUGGCUAGAGACAACUAGAAUGGUGCCUAUGCUUUAGCUGUAGUGAUUCCCUUCCUUUAUGAAACCAGCCUUCGUUGCUGUUUUUUACACUAAUGGAUGAUGCCAAAAGCUCCUAGUCUGAGUAACUCUCUUACUGAAGUCCUGAUUUAUUACUGUUUGUUGUAAUUACAAAGACAGAGUUCUUUCAUGGCCUUUCAGGCUUCAAAGUGAACUAGAGUCCAUGUAGAUGGGGUGAGUGAGCAACGGAUUCUUUGGAUUUGAAAGACCAUGUUCCCCCUACUCUUUUGCUGCACUUACCUGUCUGAUUGAGAGUUGCAGUGGUACCUCUGCAGGGCGUGUGGCUGGGGGAAGGGUCCAGGGAGGAGUUUUAGUAUAAGGGUGAAAAUGUUAACUUUGUAUUGAAGAUGUUAGCAGGCCACAGAAGUUGACCCACUUGAAUGAUUCCUUUUGAGUGUUGUGUAAAGACAGUGAUCUUCUUUUUCCUGCUUGGCACAAACAACUUGAUAAACAAUAGAGAAACACAAAAGGCAUUGCUUUUUUUCUUCCCCCCACCUCCCCCAACCCCCCAUAUCUGGGGUAUCAUUAUGCAAUGUGGAAGAGAGGCUGAAUCUGUAACUUAACACAGUUGCGUUUUUAUACUGAAGUUGAGGCAGUCAUGGAGUCUGGAAGAGAGGCUAAAACACCUUUAGAGGGGAAAAUCUCUUGUGAGGUAUGGGCUCUGGUGCUACAGAGGUUGCAUAAAUAGGGCUAUACACUGCAUCCUUUUUUUUUUCCUUUUAAUAAGGCUGUUCUUGAGUGUCCUGCUUUUAGCAUGAUAGCAUGUGUCCUCAAUGGAUUCCUGUGCAAUUAGGAGCCAAAAUGUAAAACAGGCAAAUACUAGCUGGAGCCCUGCCCUGCCCUGUGUGCUGCCCCCCCCCUCCCCCUUUUCCUUGAUGACGUCCAUUUUUCAGGUCUGCAUUGAGCAGGUUUUGUAUUCUGGUUAUACUUUGCCUUAGUGGCUUUUUUCAGGGGGCAAAACACCUUUUUGAAUUCCAGUGACAGUCAGCUCUGAUUUGCUAGUCUUGAACUGGCCUUACUUCCCAGUGCAAAGCCAUUUUGAAACUCUUCAUCAUCAUGCCAUUUAGACAGGCAACCAGGCUUUGUAACAGUCCUUUUUACUAAUAUAUUGGCUUUUCAUCAGCAAAAGGGAGGGGUGGGGAUGGGCCAGAAGUAGGCUUUGGGGUGGGGGAGUACAAAACAAAACUUGCAGUUGAGUGUUAGUGUGGAAAGAUAGUCUUAUUUCUCCCAAUAUGGGGUACAACACUGUGAAAUUCAAUCCUCAACAGAAAGCCCUGCAAUUUCCCUCCUAGAACUAUUCUUUGGUUUAAAACCUUGCUUUUUUUUUUAAUUCAAGUUUUAAACUAGUGUCAGAAAACUUAAAAACCUUUUAAAAAUUAAAAUUAAAAGCUUGUCUUUACUCUUCAGCCUUGUUUUAUGGCCAUUUGACACAUGGUUGUCUGUUGUAAUGCAUACUUUUGAUACCAUUUCUAAUGUGUAAAAUGGUUGUCUUGUAAAUAUCUUAUAAAAAGUUCAAUUUGUAAAUAAAAACUAUUGUGGCUGUUAAUUUUUUUUUGAAUUUCUGCUUCAGUUUGUUAGAUUUAACAGUGUUAAUGGGGAGUAUUAAACAAUUCUGCUUGUAUGUUUAAAGAAUUGAAACCAAUUUUUUUACAAUAAAAUAGAAAAAAUAUAAA
This is a messenger RNA of Alligator mississippiensis (American alligator), 5085 nucleotides long. It is a transcript of the gene MSL1, whose product is annotated as MSL complex subunit 1. Lineage: Eukaryota; Metazoa; Chordata; Crocodylia; Alligatoridae. Gene Ontology annotation, cellular component: MSL complex. The transcript is spliced from 8 exons. Bases 466 to 2172 code for a protein of 568 amino acids. The record is from RefSeq and is a predicted model, not a curated record.